AUGCCGUAUAUAGGAUCGUCGAAUAGUUCGAAUGUGUCCUUCAUGGCCAUGAAGGAGAAACACUCUAUCAACAAGAAGAGCGCGGCGCAGUCGCAGCUAUCUUUGGGGGAACAUGCGAGGAGUCCCCUGUACAACUCUACAGAGGAAGCUGACGGGGAUACAAACUCGUCCAUCCCGUCGUCCGCUUCGGGGACGACCAUUUCGUCGCCGACAAGACCUUACAGGCCGCGACCACCCUCACCACAGCGCGACAGUACGCUCAGGGCAGGCGCGGGCGGACUCGCAUUUGGGAAUGGAACCGCUACCAAUGGUGGCACACCCACACUGGAGAAGAGGUCGCAGAGUAUUUCGUCGGCCGCGUCCAGUGUCACAGACGUCGGAGUCCAGGAACUGUACACACUGCCGAACGAGUCCACGCACUCGUAUUCGUACAACCCGCUGUCCCCCAACUCGCUCGCCGUGCGGCUGUCCAUCCUCAAGAGAUCACUAGAGAUCAUCAUAGGGAACCCAAAGAUUAUAGAGAACGAGCCAGCCGUGGCGUCGCAGUUCUCAAGGAGACGCUCGUCAGCUCAGGAUAACACUACGCACAGACAGAUGCGGUCUGCGUCCAUGGUCAACGGAGAUAGAAGUGCACACAGACAAUCACCAGGGUACCUUACAAAACAGGACUUGAACACAAUGCGCAGGUUCUCCAUCUCCGCGGAUAGCAGUAACUGGGCCAAAUUUAACACGCAACAGAUAUGGACCACACCCACGGCGGCGCUUAACGCCUUCGUGGCGAACACGACACAGAUCACAGCACCGCCCGAUGUCGAAGACGACCUCGACGAUCACACGACGAACGUGAAACAGUUUAUCACAGAGGGGAAGACGGCGAACACGCUGAAACAUAGGACGAACUCGCUAGCGUUCCUCCCCCGGAUAUGGAACGAGUACGACUUCGACCCGCAGACUGUCGGGCCAGCUCCACAGAGGUCCCGUAGCGCAAACCUAAACAAGAGAAGGUCAAGUAUCAUGUUCAGACAACCGUUCCCAAGUGCGGGCACACCGCAACCCGUGGGAGGCGACGAAGAAGUUUCGAGGGGCAGCUCGGAUGACGACAGCAAGGGGGAGAAGGAGGACGAGGAUGAGGAAGAGGAGGCGUACAUUGACGAACAGAGGGCAAAUCUCAUGAGUCUGCUUGACUUGCUCAACGAAACAUUGGAGAAUAACACUUCGAAGAGGGCACCGGACCUUCACAUGCUUUCGCUUUUCAACAUCAAUAAACUCAUCCUGGAUAAACCGACCAGUAGUAAACCCAAUAGCGAUGGAGAGAGUAGCGACGAUGAACCCUUUGGGAAGAAUAAAACUUACUCAGAGGAGGACAAACAUACGCUGAGAUUGAAGAAAACUUUGCUAGACAGUCUUGCGGAACCGUUCUUCGAAAGAAACAUCUCCUACGAGGAGGCGAAUGAAAACGAAAUGACUUUAAGACCGGGGAUCGACGACUUGGACUUAUCAAACUCUCAGGGGAGCAUUACUCACCCUGGAGACGCAAAGCGCGAUUACGGCAGAAUCCUACACACCUUCACAUCGACGAAAAAUUCAGCGCCACAAGCCAUCUUCACUUGCUAUCAACAGCACCCGUGGCAGUUCAAAGCCGCUAACGACCUCGCGUGUCUGAUCUUCGGCAUAUCGAAAAAUGUGCUCAAGUCCCUCACACUGAUGGACUUGAUCCACACGGACUCGAGAAACUUUGUCAUUCACAAAAUGCUCGCCACAGAGGACCAAGAACUCGUAUUCACUGGGGAAAUCAUUGGGAUCGUACAACCGGGCAGUUCAAACCAGAACCUCAUAUGGGCUUCGUUUUGGGCCAAGCGGAAAAACGGGUUGCUCGUUUGUGUGUUCGAAAAAGUACCCUGUGACUACGUCGAUGUGAUGCUCGAUCUCAACGAGUUUCAAGUGGAGGAGGUAGUCAACAAUGGCUGUCUACUGAAUGACUCCAACAAGUCAAAGGAUAUCAACCAGCGGCACGAUGCUGUGAAGCACAGACAACCCAAAUUUGAACUCGGGAGCAAAAACAGGAAGAAAUCGUUCACGUUGGAGAGGACGACGGAGGGCGGAAACAGCGGGUACAACACGGAAAGCGAAAGUAGUGACGAGGACUCGGAAGAGGAUAGCAUGGACGCCAACACAGGAGGGUAUACCACCCCAGAGGACGACAAUGCCCUCACAGACCAGCAGAAGGCGGAGGGCAUGGCUGGCACUCUGGGGAAGAAGUCGGUCACUUUUGCCAACGAGUUCCGCGACUUGCAGAAUAUCAGUAACUCGCUUGCCCAACUCAUCGAGGACGUGAAGGACGGGAAAAGAUUCCACAAGGAUGACGAUCUGUUGCCCAUGGCUCAAAGAAUCUCAAACCAUAUCAACCAGCGAAGGUACUUCACAAUCACGUACCCAUCGUCCAAUAUCCCAUGUGCCGUGUCCUCCUCUGUUCUAGCCAAUGACUUGAAACUGAAAAUUCAUAGUUUGCCAUACGAAGCAGGUCUCUUCAUCAUAGACUCGCAUACUUUGAACCUUGUCAGUUUCAAUAGAUCCAUUUCCAAAAAUAUGUUUGGGUACCAUUUCCGUGACCUUGUCGAUAAACCAAUCACCAAAAUAAUACCAUCCUUCAGAAGCAUCGUGGAGUUCAUCGCAAGAACGUACCCAGCUCUAAACAUCACCUAUCACAAAAACAGAGGAAUCGUCCUCACGGAACACUUCUUCAGAAAGAUGCAAGCGGAGAUCGAGGGUGACUCAGAGGGGUUUUACACCUCGGUCGGUAUUGAUGGUGUGCAUAGUGACGGGAAUGCCAUCAAAGUCGACUUCCAGAUGCGUGUGCUCAAUCCAAACUAUGCGUUCGUGUGGAUAACACACUCGAGAGAUGUUGUGUUUGACGACUACAAGACAAACCCAUCGCAACUAGGGAUGCUUAACGAAAACGAAAUAGCGUACAUGAGCAGUUCAGGGAGUUCCAUUGCGUCUUCGAAAAAAACAACUACAAAGAUACCAGUGAGCGAAUUGAGGGUUCAAAACAGCAAUAUUGCGCUAAGGGGGAACACACCGCUCCCUGUAGCACCGGUUGGCACCUCUAUCGACGCAAAGGUGCUAUACCGUGUUAAGGAUAGAUCGAUAAGGGAUGGGUCUAGCGUGGCAAGCACAAGUUCCUGCCUAUCCAGCCCUCUACUGAAGUCUCAAGACCAGAAUAUAAAGGCGCCGAUUCCAAUGAUCAACACGGAGCUCGACAUAAAGAACAAACUUGCGCAAUUCUAUAGUAAGGACAAGUCGCAAUUCGUCAAAGAGGGUAAUUUUAAAGUCGACCAAAACCUGAUCAUCAGUAAGAUAUCCACGUCACCGAUACUAAGGCGCGACUCCUCCGGGGUACCGACUCCGACGGAGGAGAACCCAGGAAGAAGACCAUCCAAUAAUGACAUUGCAGUCUCCAACCGUACCCCAACGACGUUUCUUUACAAACCAGUGCAUAACAUUGGAGCUCUCAAACACUCGAUCAAAUUCUCUGAUUUCACAAACUUGCAAAAAAUGGGUGAAGGUGCGUACGGUAAAGUGAACCUGUGUAUGCACAAGAAGGAGAAGUACAUUGUGGUCAUCAAGAUGAUCUUUAAGGAGAGGAUCUUGGUGGACACAUGGGUGAGAGACCGGAAACUGGGAACGAUACCUUCCGAGAUCCAGAUCAUGGCCACUUUGAACAAACAACCACACGAAAACAUAUUAAGGCUAUUGGAUUUUUUUGAGGACGAUGAUUACUACUACAUUGAGACGCCUAUACACGGGGAGACGGGCUGUAUCGACUUGUUCGACCUAAUUGAGUUAAAGAACAAUAUGACUGAGAUGGAGGUCAAGUUAAUCUUCAAGCAAAUUGUAUCAGGUAUCAAGCAUUUGCACGACCAGGCGAUUAUCCACAGGGAUAUCAAGGAUGAAAACGUUAUAGUGGAUGCGACUGGGUUUGUGAAACUGAUUGAUUUUGGGUCUGCCGCGCACGUGAAGAGUGGCCCCUUUGAUGUUUUCGUUGGUACGAUUGACUACGCUGCUCCGGAAGUCCUGAGCGGUGAUCCUUACGAGGGCAAACCGCAGGAUAUCUGGGCGAUUGGUAUUUUACUUUACACGAUCGUGUUCAAGGAAAACCCAUUCUACAAUAUCGAUGAGAUCUUGGAAGGUGAACUAACCUUUAGCGAGUCGAGCGAUGUGAGCGCCGAAUGCAAGGCGUUGAUCUCGAUGAUCUUGAACAGGAACGUGCAAAAGAGACCCACAAUCGACGAUAUUUACAACGAUAAAUGGUUGGAGUUGUGA
Molecule: messenger RNA, 4323 nt
Organism: Huiozyma naganishii CBS 8797
Lineage: Eukaryota; Fungi; Ascomycota; Saccharomycetes; Saccharomycetales; Saccharomycetaceae
Gene: PSK1
Product: serine/threonine protein kinase PSK1
Exons: 1
Coding region: 1-4323 (1440 amino acids)
Biological process (GO): protein phosphorylation; intracellular signal transduction; negative regulation of glycogen biosynthetic process
Cellular component (GO): cytoplasm; cytosol; nucleus
Molecular function (GO): protein serine/threonine kinase activity; ATP binding
Source: RefSeq, a predicted model, not a curated record